Molecule: messenger RNA, 2175 nt
Organism: Notodromas monacha
Lineage: Eukaryota; Metazoa; Arthropoda; Ostracoda; Podocopida; Cyprididae
Source: the annotation of a GenBank genome assembly
AGUUUAAAUCGCGCUCUCUUAUAUUUUGCGAAAGUUUGGUAACGAUGACUGCGAAAAGUGUUCCGCAACCGAGGCUGUGUCGGAUAACAAAGUGGCCGGAUUUUGACGGCUACGGGUUCCACUUGCAAGCUAUAAAAAGUAAACCGGGUCAGUUCAUAGGAAAAAUCGACGACGAUUCGCCUGCGGAGAAAGCUGGCCUGAAGCAAGGUGAUAGAAUAGUCGAAGUCAACGGUGUCAACAUCAACAACGAGAAUCAUUUGCAAGUCGUCGAGCGCAUCAAAGCGAACCCUCAGACUGUGGAUCUUCUUGUCGUCGAUCCCGAAUGCUUCGCAUAUUACAACGAGAAGAAUAUGGUGAUCGAAAGUUCUGGAGACGACGUGCUACUUCUUGCGAAUGAAAUCAGAAAGAUUGCUUUGGAAGAGGAAGAAGUGCCAUCCGUUUCGUCCGAGUCCAUGGAAAAUCAGGCUGAAGAGAUCAUUCCCAAAAAAGUGCAACAGAAUGCGACUGUCGAUAAGGUAACACAGAGCACGUCUUUGACGACGAGCCCGGCGCCGGCGAACGGUUCCAGCGACAACGAGCUUAACUUUGACGGCAUUUCCGCGGCCGAGAUGCGGGCUCGUUUGGCGGGUCGCAAACGGCCGGACCCACGCCAAGAAACCUUGUCUGCGGCCCAGAAGCACCAAAUCAUCCAGGCUUUGUGAAUGUGGUUUAUUUUUAUUUUUUACCGUUGCCAUUCCAAUUACCCGCUUAUUAUUCUUGGCAAAGAAAUUUUUUUUAGAUGAUUAUUAUUUUCGCAUAUGCGUGUGUAACUGGUUCUGAAUUCUCGUUCUGAUGUGUAGCGUCGCCGUACAGAUGUUUCCAAUGUAAUCUUGGAAGAGUCAAUCAUCAGUCAUCGCGAGAAUCAGUGUAGGAGAUGGGUACGUCAUCUGCCACGAAAUCUGGAUCUACCGUAAUAACGUUAUCAGAUCAUUUAUGUAGAUUUUUGUAAUACUGUACCUUUCCAAUGACCCGCUUCUUUCUUACCUUCUUCUGGAUUGAAAACUUACGCAGGUAGCGGAAAGGGCAUCGGUUGAACUUUUUUGUUUAAAGAACAAAGAUAUGGUUGUGUCUCAAACUAAAAGAGGGACGAUCAAGACCAUAGUCGAGUGCUGCCCAAGAUAUGACCUGUGGGCCAGAUCCGGCCCACGUAGUCUUUCCAUCUGUCCGACUGUCCGUUCCCUAUAAUUUUUAAAGUUGUUUUUAACACUGUUCAAAAUGUGUACUGUAUUGGAAUAUAAAUUUCAAAAUUCAAAAUGUUGCUUCACCCUUCAAGAAUGGUACAGAGCUUUGCAUGAGAUUCAAUCUAUGGCGCUGCAUUAAAUACGAAACAUAAUUCAGUGAAGGAAAAUUUGGAAACUCGAAAAUUAUUGUCUUUCGAGGCCGCUCUCCACCUCUGCAAUGUGCCCCAUAGCCACAUCUGAGUAAUAAUUGUAAUAUAUUAUUACAAGUGAAUAGGUGCAUUUUCAAGGGCAGAUGACGCAUUAUUAUUCCAGCACGCGAAACCAGUGCAUGACUGAGUUUUCUGAACGGAAUUUUCCUCUUUUCCCCCACUAGAAAUAAAAAAAAAGUUUUGGACUACGACUGAUGAUGCGUUGAGCGAAGGUAUUUUUUUACGGCUUGUGGUGAUUCUGAAGUUUAUUUUUCCUGAAGUUAUGCAUCCUGUGCCUGCUUUCGAUUUUCGUGAAAAAUCCAUCGAAUGUUUCUCGGAUAGUCUUCCCAGAUUUCCGAAGUGAUCAUCGUGUUAAUGCAUCGAAUAUGCUUGAAACUACUGAAGUUCUUUGGAAAAAUGUUCUCCCUCUGAAAUCUUGAGAAUUCGUCUCAUUUUCUUAGGUAACAUUUUUCUAGCGUUACCUAUGACAAAAAGGAAUUUGAGUCGACCUUGAGGUGACUUUUCGAGACAAAGUCAAACGUCUGUGUUUUCUCGACUCGUUUAGUGCCUUUCUAACGCCUACGACUGGGGAGGUCCAAGUUUUACACAAAAGAAACGUAUCUUGCUAUCGCUGCUCAAGCUGCGGGACAAAUGGUUCCUGGGUUAUUAUCACGUUUUGGAUUGCUUUGGCUCGCGAAUUCACAUUUUUUGCAACGUAUCGAGUGUGACAUGUUUGGUUGGGUUGGAAUACAAAUUAGGGAAAUCAA